Capsella rubella is the source of this 1292-nucleotide messenger RNA. Its product is annotated as ethylene-responsive transcription factor ERF015. The transcript has 2 exons. Gene Ontology annotation, molecular function: DNA-binding transcription factor activity; DNA binding. Gene Ontology annotation, biological process: regulation of DNA-templated transcription. NCBI's taxonomy places the organism in Eukaryota, Viridiplantae, Streptophyta, Magnoliopsida, Brassicales, Brassicaceae. Bases 501 to 1064 code for a protein of 187 amino acids. The record is from RefSeq and is a predicted model, not a curated record.
UUUUUCCAUUUCAAUGUCCUUAGGCUUGGUUCCUUGGAUCACAGGAAUACGACAAGUAGCUGCGGUUCCAAAUGUUUCCAUCAAGGGAUGUCGAUCUAACUUGAUGCUUUCACGCUAUUCGGGUUAACACAUAAGGAAAAAAUAAUAUUAGAGCUUUAGCUAGCCUUGGAUUGAUCGAAUGGUAUCUUCAGAAACUGCGGUGGUUCGUACGCGUGUCUCAAUUUGGGGAAAAAAACGGACAUCUGACUUUUAAUAAACUUCGAUCCCCGCUGAUGCAACUCUCGAGGACUCUACUACGCUGGCACAAUCGCAGUUUCACCAUUGCCACGUGCUGUUGAUAAACAUCCGUGCCUCUCCAUUUCAUCUCCACCUGCUCCAUAGUUCAAAAAAAAUGUUCUUUCUGCUUUCGAUACCCUUACUUUUCAGUUUCCAUAGUCCCUUUACUUGUGCAUAAAUCUGUAAAACACUACUCUGAAACUUCUGCUUCUGUUAGGGACAUAAUGCCACCCUCUCCUCCUAAAUCUCCUUUUAUUAGGUCUUCACCCAAAGAAGCUCAUGAAGAUCGAAGAUUUAAAUGCUAUAGGGGUGUCCGAAAGAGGGCGUGGGGCAAGUGGGUGUCUGAGAUCAGAGUUCCAAAGACUGGAAAACGAAUAUGGCUAGGUUCAUACGAUGCUCCAGAGAAGGCAGCUCGAGCCUAUGAUGCUGCUUUGUUCUGCAUUAGGGGUGAGAAGGGAGUUUUCAAUUUUCCCACUGAUAAAAAGCCGCAGCUUCCAGAAGGUUCUGUCCGGCCUCUGUCCAAGCAUGACAUACAAACAAUAUCAACAAACUAUGCUUCAUCAGUUGUGCAUGUACCUUCCCAUGCCACUACACUCCCGCUAGCAGCCCAGGUUCCCUCUGAAGUUUCUGCUUCCCCUGAUGUAUCUGCUUCUACUGAGAUUACAGAGGUAGUCGAUGAAUAUUAUCUCCCAACCGAUGCAACUGCAGAAUCAAUAUUCUCAGUAGAAGACUUGCAACUUGAAAAUUUCCUCAUGAUGGACAUUGAUUGGAUAAACAAUCUAGUCUGAUGAGUAAACGACGGUUGCAGUUACAUUUAGCUUUAAUAUGGUAACUACCAGUUACUCGUCUCUUUAGCUGCUUCUUGUAAGGCUAUACUUGCAUCCUUGUCUUUGAACUUGUUUCAUUUAGCAUGCAGUUUGUUGUUCUUGUUUUGCAUGUGUAUUCUCUUCUUUUUCCCCCCUCUGCUGGACCUCAUUAGAUGUUGAAUAUGAAUGAAAUGAUUAGGAGUUGGCUUU